This is a messenger RNA of Elephantulus edwardii (Cape elephant shrew), 1626 nucleotides long. RefSeq names its product coiled-coil domain containing 148 (gene CCDC148). The record is from RefSeq and is a predicted model, not a curated record. The transcript has 11 exons. NCBI's taxonomy places the organism in Eukaryota, Metazoa, Chordata, Mammalia, Macroscelidea, Macroscelididae. Bases 157 to 1494 code for a protein of 445 amino acids.
AGAUUAUCUGUUAUUCUGUAUGAAAAAUGGAAUUAAAAGCACCAAAUAUAAACCAGUAGAUUAUCAACAAUUACAUGCAUUAACUGAAGCAAAAAAAUUAGCUUCUGCUACACAACUAAAGAUGUAAGGUUGAAUCAGAAAUAAAAUCCUUUCUGAAUGAAGAGAAUGUUGGAAAUGAAUGUCUUUCUGACCUUACUGAUUUUGGUUGACUUUGUGAAGAAACAAUUGAAAGCUGUUUUUGAAAGACUUAGCUUGGACCAACAAAAAAUACAAAAUGAUCUUUUAGAUUGGACUAUGAAAGUACUUGGUCAUCCUUCAGAAGAAAAAAGUAACCUGCUUAAUGAACUUCCCCUGGAACUGGAAACUUUGGAAUGCCCAUAUCCUGAUUUGAAAUCGUCAAUCAUUACUGAGCUCUGUAACUUGACUGAAAAAUAUCAAAAGAGACUUCAGGAAUUUGAUCUGCAGAUAGAAGAUAUAUACAGAAACUUCCACUUAAGUGAAGAAGAACACUGGACUUACCAGGCUGUUUUGGAUCAAUAUCCCAGAGAUCUUUUUGCCCGAAGAACUCUGUAUCUGGACAUGUUACAAAGAUAUUUUCCUCAUAAAUCUAGGCAUGAUCUGGUGGAGCAUGAAAAAUAUUGUGAUCAAUAUCGGUUUGCUAGGGAGCAGCGAAAGAUCUUGAUAACAAAUUGGAGUAAGAAUAGGAAAGACUUUAUACAGAAGGCUGUGAUGAUCCUUGCUGAGGCUUGUGCAACUCAUGAAAUGGAGUGCACUUUGGCUAAGGAUAGGAAAAAGCAACAGGAAUUGUGUGCUGAUUUGAAAGCCAAGGUUCUUCAGUGGCGAGCCCACCAGGAAGAGGUGGCAAGACUAGAAAUGGAGAUUUCUGCCAGAAGAAGAGAAAAGGAAAAGGAGAAAGAGAAACUAUGGAAGAAGAAGGAAUUACUACAAAGAGAAGAAAAGAAAGAAAAAAUAAGAAAAUACUGGGCUAAGAAAGAACAAAAGUGGCAAGAAAUGGAAAUGAGAGAUCUUCAGCGUCUAGAAGAAUUGAAGAAAUUGAUGACUGAACAAUCAGUAAAAGACAGAGAAAGGGUUAAAUAUAGACAAGAAUUACUGGAAAAGCGUUUGAUGGAGAAAAAAGAAGUGACCCUUCAAGAAGCCCUUGAAGACAGGGAGAGACAGAGGCGGCUGGAAGCCCUCAGGAAACAGGUUGCAAUUGUGGCUCAAUUUGAUCCUGUCAGAAUGAUGGCAGAUACAAAGGCGUCAAAAGCUAGAAUGGGAAUUGGAACGGAAGAAGAAUUUAUUCUUCAAAAGCCACUCUUCACAUUAAAUACAUACAAUGAACAGCAGAUCAUUUCUGACCCUAGACUUCGCUUUGAGUUGGCACUUCGAGAAGCUGGACUUCAUAAAACAUUUUAUGCCAAAGAGAUAUUGCCAAAAAUUAGUCCUCAGAAACCUCCAAGAAAGGACAUGGAGUCUACUGUGUUUAAAAUCUAGAGCUCAUCUUCAAACCCAUUAUUUUUAAACAAGAUCUUCCACUGAAUAUUAUAACAAUAACUUCUAUUUUCUAAAAAUGUAGAAAAUAUUAACGAUGGAAAUCAUAAUGUCUUUUAAAACAACUUUGCCUUU